AUGGAGGACGUCGGACCCGAUCUGUCUCACCUCACUCCCGAGGAAAGGGCCAUCAUCGAGUCGGUGAUGAUGAGGCAGAAGCAGGAGGAGGAGCGGGAGCAGGAGAUUCUGAGGUACCUACUUGAAUGUGACGAGGGAUUGUCUGGAUCCUCACCUUAUAUAUUUUCCGCCUUCCUCCACAACAGACCUUUUCGAUUUAGCAUCUGA
Messenger RNA from Phaedon cochleariae (mustard beetle), 207 nucleotides. The record is from the annotation of a GenBank genome assembly. NCBI's taxonomy places the organism in Eukaryota, Metazoa, Arthropoda, Insecta, Coleoptera, Chrysomelidae.